AUGCCUGUUGGAACAGUCCUCGUUACCGGUGGUACCGGCUACAUUGGCUCCUUCACCACCUUGACCCUCCUCGAGAACGGUUACGAUGUCGUCAUUGUCGACAACCUCUACAACUCCUUCGAGAAUGUCAUCGACCGCAUUGAGAAGCUCUGCGGACGUCGCCCCGCCUUUCACAAUGCUGACCUGACAGACGAAAAGGCUGUCGACGCCGUCUUCGACAAGCACCCCGAGAUUGACUCUGUGAUUCACUUUGCCGCCCUCAAGGCUGUUGGCGAGUCUGGCGAGAUCCCUCUCGAAUACUACCGCGUCAAUGUCGGCGGCAGCAUCAGCCUCAUGCGCUCCAUGACCCGCCACAACGUCUCAAACAUCGUCUUCUCCUCCUCCGCCACCGUCUACGGCGAUGCCACCCGAUUUCCCAACAUGAUACCUAUCCCCGAGCACUGCCCAAUUGGUCCCACAAACACCUACGGUCGUACCAAGUCCACAAUCGAAGACGUCAUUACCGACCACGUCAAUGCUGAGCGCAACAGACUGAAGAAGGAAAGCAAGCCCUUCGAGCACUGGAACGGCGCUCUUCUGCGAUACUUCAACCCCUGCGGUGCCCACCCUAGUGGUAUCAUGGGCGAGGAUCCCCAGGGUGUCCCCUACAACCUGUUACCUUUACUUGGUCACGUUGCUACUGGCAAGCGCGACAAGCUGCUCGUGUUCGGUGAUGAUUAUUCUUCCCGUGAUGGCACUGCCAUUCGCGACUACAUUCACGUCAUCGACCUUGCCAAGGGACAUCUCGCUGCUCUCCAGUACCUUCGUGACAACAAGCCCGGUGUCAAGGCAUGGAAUCUUGGUUCCGGACGUGGCAGCACCGUCUUUGAAAUGAUCAAGGCUUUUAGCUCCGUUGUCGGCCGCGAUCUUCCCUACGAAGUUGUUGCCCGCCGCCAGGGUGACGUCCUCGACCUUACGGCCAACCCUACUCUCGCCAACAAGGAACUAAAGUGGAAGACUGAAAUACCCAUGGAAAAGGCAUGCGAGGAUCUGUGGCGCUGGGUCAGCAACAACCCCGAAGGCUACCGUCAGGAGCCUCCGGCUGAGUUGAUGAAUGCCAUUCAGACACCAAAGGCAUAG
This is a messenger RNA of Beauveria bassiana ARSEF 2860, 1119 nucleotides long. Its product is annotated as UDP-glucose 4-epimerase Gal10. Gene Ontology annotation, molecular function: UDP-glucose 4-epimerase activity. Gene Ontology annotation, biological process: beta-D-galactose catabolic process via UDP-galactose, Leloir pathway. The record is from RefSeq and is a predicted model, not a curated record. The coding region runs from base 1 to 1119 and encodes 372 amino acids. Lineage: Eukaryota; Fungi; Ascomycota; Sordariomycetes; Hypocreales; Cordycipitaceae. The transcript has 4 exons. Gene Ontology annotation, cellular component: cytosol.